Molecule: messenger RNA, 6931 nt
Organism: Leptopilina heterotoma
Lineage: Eukaryota; Metazoa; Arthropoda; Insecta; Hymenoptera; Figitidae
Product: bromodomain-containing protein 2-like
Exons: 23
Coding region: 857-5428 (1523 amino acids)
Biological process (GO): chromatin remodeling; regulation of DNA-templated transcription
Cellular component (GO): chromatin; nucleus
Source: RefSeq, a predicted model, not a curated record
GUCGUCAUUUGACUUCGUUAGUACACGAUGCCAUCGAAAAAUGAUUGCUCAUGACAGCGUCGCUUGAAUUAAAUGUAACUGUUUUUUCCAGUGUUUCUACAUGAUUAAUUAAUUUCCUCAUUAAUUGAGAACGGGUUAUUUGUCGUGUUUCGUAUCGGAAAUCCAGUGAAAAAGAAGUGUUAUGUGAAGAGAGUUCAUUGAUCGUUGUUGGCUUCCCGACAGACGCCAUUUUGCCAUGGCCUUUUUAAUGAUGCAAAAGUGCGCAUUUUUGAAAUAAUAUAUUCAAAAACAAAGUUUGUGUAGAGAAAAAGUACUGUAAAUUCCUGUGCAUUUUUUUUGUUUCAAGCGUGAAGUUUGUUACAUUAAAUUUACUGGCAGUUAUUUCGUAUAUGAAACAAGUUGAUAUUUGACAAUUUGUUAAUUGACUCGCGUAGUCGAGUUUCAGGAUGGCAAUAUGGCUGUCAGUUUCACGCGAUCAGUGAAUCUUGCAUCACGCUGACAGAAGCAUCGCUUUCUUUCGCACAUGGUUUCAAGUUUCGAGAAGAGAUCUAUCCCCCGCGGAGAGUCUGUUUCUGCAAAAUGUUGCUAGUAUCGCGAGACUUGGUUGGCGGCACGGCGAAUUACCAGAGAACGCAGGGCUGACAUUCGAGCAACUACCAUUUGGUAGGCUUGAGUAGUGUUAUGUCUCCUCAGCAUCGAUCUCCCUGGUCACAACCGAAUCGUCUUGGCAAGCAAUUAGAGAGCUGCAAUGCUCAAUUCAAAGUAUACCCUUGCCAACUCAAUUGUUGAUGAAGACUCGUAGCAUCAAUCAUCGAAGUAAAGCAGUUACCUGCUACAAAGCAUUUAUGUACCAUACAUGUCGGAAAGAAAAGAAACCAAGAUGCAGCAGGUGGACACGAUCUCGCAAAAUAACUCUUUAGAUGUGGAGGAGCGAGAAAGGCUGUGUAAUAUACCGAAGACGAGUGCACCUGGUAAAGCGUCGGCAACACCGGCUGCUCCACCUCGGGAACCACCUCCACGAGAAGAGCCGCCUGUGGAACCAGUGAACGGAAUUGUUCAACCGCCCGUUGUAGCGCCUCCCAAUCGACCGGGUCGCAAUACCAAUCAGAUACAUUAUCUUUCGAAAGGUGUUUUCAAAGCAGUAUGGAAGCAUCAAUUUGCUUGGCCGUUUCAGCAGCCAGUCGAUGCGAAAAAGCUCAAUUUACCAGACUAUCACAAAAUUAUCAAGCAGCCGAUGGAUUUGGGUACAAUCAAAAAACGUUUAGAGAAUUUCUAUUACUGGAGCGCCAAAGAAUGCAUUCAAGAUUUCAAUACAAUGUUCACCAAUUGUUACGUUUACAACAAACCAGGCGAGGAUGUUGUGGUUAUGGCGCAAGCUCUCGAAAAGUUGUUCCUAACGAAGGUGUCGCAUAUGCCAAAAGAUGAGGUGGAACUUGAUCCACCCGCUCCAAAGGGGCCAAAGGGCAAGAAACCUGGUAGAGUUGGCGCGCCACAGACUGGCGCUGUACCAUCAGCAACUGGUGGUCCAGGUCGCGGGCGACCGUCGUCUGGAGCGUCUGCCGUCACGUCCAGUGUUCCAAAUAAUAUGGCACCAACGUCAACAACUGCUGGAACAACAGGUGUUAUGCCAAUGCCACCACUUGGCACUCAGGCGCCAGUUUCCGUACCUGGAAGCACUAAUACGACAACAAUUGCACCACCAUCGAGUUUAGGUGUCACAUCAAUGGCAACACAUAACUCAUUACCGCAACAAGUUGUCCCACCAACGACAGGUUAUCAUGCGCAACCAGCAAUGGACCCACAAACGCCAACUCCCGUACCCCCAUCGACACAAAUUCCCACCGCACCCCCCGUGAUGCCACCCUCGCAGCCUGCCAAAGUCAAGAAAGGCGUGAAAAGAAAAGCUGAUACCACAACACCCACCGCUAAUUCAUUCGAUCCCAUUUACAAUCCCCUCGAACCCAAGAAUGCCAAAAUCCCUGCGAGACGAGAAUCAGGCAGACAAAUCAAGAAGCCAACGAGGCAAGCUGACGAUGGCCUGGUGCCGUACCAUCAGGCUAGUAUGCCAAUGAUGGCUGCUAUGGCACAACAGCAACCUCCACAUCCUGGCGGUAAGACAAAGGAGAAACUCUCAGAAGCUUUGAAAUCGUGUAAUGACAUUCUCAAGGAACUGUUCUCCAAGAAACAUUCGGGUUAUGCGUGGCCUUUUUAUAAGCCAGUGGACGCUGAUCUUUUGGGUCUUCACGAUUAUCAUGAGAUCAUCAGGAAACCAAUGGAUCUUGGUACAGUGAAGACGAAAAUGGACAGUCGAGAGUAUAAAACAGCUCAAGAAUUCGCCAGCGAUGUGCGACUUAUAUUCACCAAUUGCUAUAAGUACAAUCCACCGGAUCAUGAUGUCGUCGCAAUGGCGAGAAAAUUACAAGACGUUUUUGAAAUGAGGUACGCUAAAAUACCCGACGAACCAUCGGGCACUGUUGUUGGAAUAAAGGGCAGCAGUACAAGUGGCAGCAGUUCAGCGUCUGAAAGUGAUAGCGAGAGUGAAGACUCCGAGGAGGAAUUCCAACGCUCUCAGAAGCUUGUUGCCUUACAGCAGAAGUUGAAAGCCGUACAGGAACAGGUAAGAAUGCUGGCGGAGGAAUCGACGAAAAAGAAGAAGGGAAAGAAGAAGAAAUCGGAUAAGCCAAAAUCAAAGCCAAUGAGUAAUAAAACGCCAAAUCUCAUUGGCAGUCACAGUGGUGCCAUGAAAGAAUUAAUGAAGCCAAGCGCUGGAAUUUCAAAUGUUGCCGAUAAUGUUACGGCCGGUAUUGGAAAUGCACCAAUUAAUGCUGGCGAUAUGAAAAUGCCAGCAGGCGCUGGUGGUGAUAUUCAUCAUCCAGCAAUGGCUUCCGUUGGACCAAACAAGGCCCAUGCAACGGCAAAUCUUGGACAUCAUAUGCCACCGGCGACAAAUGCAAAAACGAAAGGCAAAGGCCGAGGACCCGGUAAAGCUGCAGCAGCCAAUGCAGCGACAAAAAGGCCGAAAGCCAAUAGUCGAUCGGCUGGUAAUAAAAAGAAAAACGUUGGCAAUCUAUUGCCGCCAAUUCCAUUUGAUUCCGAGGACGAGGAUAAUGCCAAACCCAUGUCCUACGAUGAGAAACGUCAACUCAGUCUCGAUAUUAAUAAAUUGCCUGGUGAUAAACUGGGUCGUGUUGUGCACAUAAUUCAGUCCCGUGAGCCGUCGUUAAGGGAUUCGAAUCCUGACGAAAUUGAAAUUGAUUUUGAAACCCUAAAACCAUCGACAUUACGGGAAUUGGAAAAUUACGUUGCCUCGUGUCUUAGAAAAAAACCACGUAAGCUCUACUAUAAGAAACUCAGCGGCAAAUCUAAGGAAGAUCAGAUGGCUGAGAAGAAGCAGGAACUCGAAAAAAGAUUACAAGACGUUACGGGCCAACUGGGAAACGUCAAGAAGGCUCCCAAAAAAGAAGACAGUAGUAAGUCAGUAGACGUAGUGGGAACUGCUGGAACUAGUGGACCUUCGAGAUUGUCAGCAUCCAGUAGUAGUAGCAGUGACAGUGAUUCCAGUAGCAGUUCUUUAUCUUCGAGUUCCAGUGAUUCUAGCGACAGCGAAGCAGGCAAUUCAUCGAAUCGACCGCCACGAAAGAAAACCAAAAAGGGUACGAUGACACCUGGACCACCAACGACCACUGCACCAACUGUGGUACCACCGGCGACUAAUUUAAAUCAUACCGGUGGUCUUCUAAUGAAUAAUCAACCAUCGACGAAUUCCACGGGACCAGCGGCAAAACCAACAAUCACGCAGGCAAAUAAUAUUCCAGCUGAACAAGGUGCAGCUCCACAACAAUCAAUUGCAGUUCCACCGGCGACAGUUGGACAGACAAUGCCAAUAGCGAGUCACAGUUCGAUGCCAGCUCAGCCAGCCCGUCCAGUUGCGAUGGCCACUGCGGCACCAAUUAAAAAACCAACGCCACCACCACCGCCAGCACCGCCGGCUAAUACGAAUACCACUACUUCCUUAUCGGUUCCAACGCCAUCGCCAAGUGUCACUCCAACGAAUAUCAAUUCCACCACCACGAGUACCGUCGCCUCUUCGCUAAUCAUAUCGCCCGUUCUUCAGCCCCAAACCACAAUUGUCAAUACCUUCCCGAAUCCAACUACUCCCACAAUUACCACGGAUUCAAUUGCUCUCAAUCAGCCUCAGGAUCUUUUGCAGCCAUACAAUACUCUAGUAACGGUGCCGACAACGCAUUCAAAUUUGGAUCAAGCACUCUCGGCAUUAAAGAAGGAGCCACAUAUUCCAAUGCUUCAAACAUCGCAUGGGUCGAGUAAUAAUUUAUUGAAUUUUUUGCCGGACGUGAAAUCAUCGAUGAAUAUGUUGUCGUCGAGUAUGCCGGCAAAUAUGGGAAUGGGCAAUAUGAGUAUGGGCGGUUUGAGUUUGAAUUUACAACAGGGACUCGCUCAAAUGUCAAUGCAAAAUCAACUUGACAAUCUUCUUAAUCAAAGUAGUGGUCUACAAAAUUCCCAUAUGUCAAUAACGCAACAGCAUUCGAAUGGUUUUUCAAAUAUGAAACGUGAAAAUUCCCCAUCAAAUAUGUUGAAUAAUAAUGGAAUAACGGGAUUUGGAAUGAAUAUGCCAAGUAUGGUGGCAUCGAUAUUUGAUCCAAUAACGCCACUUAAUACCAGUCUGCCAAUGCAGAUUUCACAGUUACCAGUUAGAAAGGAGGAGAGAUCCUCGUUGCCAAUGAAUCAACCGCAAAUGCAUCCUAAAAUAGACGUGGGAGGUUUUUUUUCAGACAUGGCAGCUCUGGGAUUACCGCCAAUGAGUAAUCAUUCCAGUUCUCAAAAGAUGGAGAAAAAAAUGAGUCCUCCUGAUUCGAAAAAUUCUGCCUCUAAUUUCGCAUCGGCAUUUAAAAAUAAGACUGUGGAGCAGAAGCUUCAAACCGCGUGGUCGUCAUUGGCACAAUCAUCGAGUCCACAAUCUACUGCUGGCAGAGGCAUUAUGAAUGCGGCCACUGCUGCUGAUACUUUUAAUCAAUUCAAGAAACAAGCGAAGGAAAAGAACGACAGGGCAAAAGCAUUAAUUGAACAACAGGAGAGAAGACAGCAGAAGGAACAGGCGGAAAGGGAGAGAAUUCGAAAGGAAAAUGAGAAGAGAAAAGAGAGGGAGGAGGAGGACGCUAUGGAGAAGGGUAGAAAACCAGUAGAUCAUCAAAGUGCCGUACUUACACCACCGUCGAGAGCCGAGGAUAUUAGAACAUCGACAGACGACAGUAAUAGUCCGAGUCAUUCUUCUGGUCAGGAUCGUUCAGCUGCCGAGAGGGAAAGACAGAGGCUACGCGAACAAGAGCGUCGACGUCGAGAAGCGAUGGCUGGCCAGAUCGACAUGAACAUGCAAAGUGAUUUGAUGACUGCGUUCGAGAAUUCAUUAUAAUGUUAUUAUAAAAUGCUGCUCACAAAGUUGGAGCCUCAGAAGCCAGGCAGGAUUUGGCGAGAGAUGUUUCACAUAAAAUUCAAAAUUGGACGAUACCACAGAAUCGUGUUUAAUAUAUACUGUUAAUAUUAAUAACUAGUGAUGUUAAAUAAUAAAUAAUAAACUGAUUCAUGGAUGAUCAGUGCUCUAGCGUGUGAUAGUGGUGCAAAAUGAAGAAGAAAAAAACUGGAAAAUUAAUUCCCAAAAAACAAAAAAGAACCGUGUGAAGUGUUAUUCCUUCGUUUCGACUCGAGAAUAACAAAAAGACACUGUAAUUUGAAAUUACUGUCUCACAAUGACGCGAGGAAUCUGCGUGUAAAUUUUUUUUGGACACAAUUUUCAUGUGACCAUAUUAAGAUUAAAAAGAAAAAAACGAAACAAUACCUACAGAUACUUCGAGAUAUUAAUACAAAUUAUGUUAAAAAUUUCUUUCCGGUUUUUCAUAAGUUUGUACUUUAUUGUAAAUUUUUUUUUUUUGGAAAUGCAACAAGACGAAAAAGAAACGCGCACUAAACUGAGAUAAGGUGAUGCGUUUUGCGUGCGAGAAAAAGAAAAAAUGAAUAAUUGUGUAUUUCGUGUGUAUUGAACAGAAGGGUGUGUAAAAGCUGUGUAUAUUUAGUUAAGUUUUAUAUUUUUCCACAUUCAGUCAUUGAUUGUUGGGUAGGAUUUAAAGUUUUUUUUUUUUUUUUUUUCUUUUGCCAAUAUCUAUUAUUAAUAAUAGUUAUAAAUUUUUGAUCAUAUUUUUGGAUGAACGAUUAAAAUUCUCGAUUACGAAUUCGACUAAUUUGUAAAUUUUUCUUAAAAAAAGAGUAAUCGUGAAUCGUGAUAGUUCUGUCCAGGUGUACAGACUUUGAAAAAAUAAAAAAAAGAAGGAGAAAAAAAUUUUUUUUCAAUCGUGGACGUUCGUUUAUUUACUCGGUUUUUUUCAAUUCCGAAAGAAGAGAAAAAUACGCGCGAUUUGCUACUGAGAAAAAAAAUCGUCAAUUAUUAAAUAAGCUUAAUAACAAACAAUAAAAAAAUCCUCGAUUCCUCUGUCGGCUACGAAUUUUAAGACGUCUGUUAUUUUCAAAAGUUUAACAUGCGUCGAAAUAUUGAUGUUUUUCAACAUCAGAUUAAUUGAGAUCAAGAAAUUCUUCUUCCCAUCUCUCCAAGUGAUUAAGAAAAAAAUCUCGCAUUGGGCAAUAUAUGUAUAAAUUUAUUAUUCGGCGCAAAAAAAUACAAUGAAAUCGAAUUUGGACUCGCAUCGAUGAUGAAAAAUAAAUAUAAAUAAAGGGUACAAAAAAAGACUUUGAAAAUAAGAUUUUUUUUUUGUGAAAAUGAUUGUAAAUUUUUUCCAAAUAAUUUUGUUUUUUGAGACGAAAUGACGGGAUUUUACUUUCUAAACAUAUUGUAAGAGCGCAAGAGGCAGAGUUAAUUAUAUGAGCUUCGAUUAAUUGCUAUUAAAUUAUUGAAAUGAAAAACAAA